Messenger RNA from Cucurbita maxima (winter squash), 1285 nucleotides. RefSeq names its product putative S-adenosyl-L-methionine-dependent methyltransferase MAB_4587c. The record is from RefSeq and is a predicted model, not a curated record. Gene Ontology annotation, molecular function: methyltransferase activity. The transcript is spliced from 2 exons. Lineage: Eukaryota; Viridiplantae; Streptophyta; Magnoliopsida; Cucurbitales; Cucurbitaceae. Gene Ontology annotation, biological process: methylation. Bases 15 to 1061 code for a protein of 348 amino acids.
UUUAUAAUCGAAGCAUGACUGAUAAAGAGAAUGGUUGGCCAGACAACCCAGGAUGGUCUGAGCUAAAACUUCCAGAUUUGUUAUUGGUAGACAGUGUACGUGAAAUCCAUGCCAGAAUUGAGGCUGAAUGGGAUUACCUCCAACGCUCGGCAUGUCAAAUGGCAGCAGGAAGAGCGCUUUGGAAGCACGUGAUCCAUGAUCCACUGGCUGAGUUACUGGCUGGAGAAGCAUGCCUAAGAAACCUUCAUGAGAAAAUAAAGAAAGAUCGAAGCAACAAUGCAAGAGAGAUUUCUGGAGUGAUUCUUGCUGUUCGCACUCUCUGGUUUGAUUCAAAAAUUGAAGGUGCUCUGACAUCCAUCAAUGGCAGAGAUUCACAGGUCGUUCUCCUUGGUGCAGGAAUGGAUACGAGGGCUUACAGAUUAAGUUGCUUGAAGGAAAGUGACGUUUUUGAAGUUGAUUUCUCUGAGUUGUUGCAAGCGAAAGCCACUCUUCUAAAUGCUGCAAUAGAACCUCCAAACGGGCAUCAUCAUCAACAAAAAGCAAAAUCGUUAAACAGAGUAGCAGCUGAUAUCAGAAGUAAUGACUGGCUUGAAAAGCUUAAAACAGCUGGUUUUGCAUCAGAGAAGAAUACAGUGUGGGUUCUAGAAGGAUUACUCUACUAUCUUACCCAUUCCCAGGCGCUGCAAGUGUUGGAGACAAUAGCUGACCAAUGCACCAUAACCCACACAGUCCUCUUAGCAGAUUUUAUGAACAAGCCCUCAACCACUCUUUCAAAUUCUGUCUUCCAUUUCUACUGCGAUUGGCCUGAUCAUCUACUUCCGUCCCUUGGAUUUUCUACCACUACACUAUCACAGAUUGGAGAUAUGGAUGCACACUUUGGACUUAUGCACGAUCCAUUAAAUCUCUUCAAUAAAAUCCGCAGUCUACCUAGGUCAUUGCAGACUCACCCUGAUGAUGGAAAACCUUGCUGCCGCUUGUACUUGGUACAGGCUUCUGGUUCACCUCAGCUACAACCGUCCCAUAAAGACAACCCACAAGUAAGAAAAUCUCUGAGUGAGUAGGUUGGAUGAAUGUCAGACGUCACAUCUACCUGCUACCUGCUUCAUUACAACUAUCCCAAGGAGAGCAUGUCGUAUUAUACUGCCCAAGGUUUCUACACCAUACCAUAUCAGAGGUGUAGUCAUACAUGUGGAAUUCGAGUAUGUCAUGUGUAAACUAUGCAAUUAGAACAAACUUGGACCUAAAUUGUGCAUUCUGAAAGAAGUAGAUUACAAGCAUUCCACUA